This is a messenger RNA of Sitophilus oryzae (rice weevil), 2688 nucleotides long. RefSeq names its product arylsulfatase B-like. The record is from RefSeq and is a predicted model, not a curated record. The transcript has 11 exons. Bases 227 to 1900 code for a protein of 557 amino acids. Lineage: Eukaryota; Metazoa; Arthropoda; Insecta; Coleoptera; Curculionidae.
GCCCGGCUUGACCCUGAUUUGGCGCAGAUUCUUGAGAAUCUGUCAGAUUAAUUGGUCAUCGGAUAACAUUAUAAAGUUCUAAUCUGGCCGUAAACAAUCUUCAGUUCGUGUUUUGGCACAGAGUUUUGCCGAACGAAGAAUUCCGUCUUCUUUUGUUGGUUGCUGUUGAUUUUUUUUUGAGAAAAAAAAAGGUCAAAGGAAUAAUAGAAUAUAACUGGAAUUGCUGAUGAUUAUUAUGGAAUCAUGGUUUUUUGUUUUUGGCGUUUCGUUGAUAUUGACAUUAUCAGUUCAAGGAACACACGCAGCAGAUCAACCUAAUAUUGUUUUUAUUAUUGCUGAUGAUUUAGGUUGGAACGAUGUAGGUUUUCAUGGUAGCAACCAAAUACCGACGCCCAAUAUUGAUGCUCUGGCAUAUAAUGGUAUAAUACUAAACAGCCACUAUGUACAAUCAUACAGUACACCCACAAGGGCUGCUUUGCUAUCAGGAAUUUAUCCUAUGAAAUUAGGUAUGCAGGGUCCUAGUUUCUUAGCAGCUGAGAAGAAGGCAAUGCCUCCACACAAGCUUCUACCAGAGUAUUUUAAAGAAAUGGGAUAUGAAACGCAUUUAGUUGGAAAAUGGCAUUUGGGAUAUAGUAGAUGGAACGAAACACCCACGUUCAGAGGAUUUGAUCAUCAUUUUGGAUUUUAUAAUUCCUUCUGCAGUUAUUAUGAUUACCUGUCAACAUGGAGAUACAACGACCAUGACUAUACUGGUUUCGAACUGAGAAAAGACGGACAACCAGUUUUUGAAGAAACUGGCAAAUAUGCUACUGAUCUCUUUACAGAUCACACUGUAAACGUCAUCACAGAACACGAUACCACUAAAUCUCUUUUCCUUAUGCUGUCUCAUUUGGGAGUGCAUGCUGCAAAUAAGGGAAAGCCUUUGGAGGCUCCUCAGGAGACUAUCAAUAAUUUCAAGCAUGUUGUGGAUGCCAACAGAAGAACAUACGCAGCAAUGGUAGCAAAACUGGAUGAAAGCUUGGGAUCGAUAGUUGAGGCUUUGGAUCAAAAGAGCAUGCUGUCGAAUUCUAUAAUAGUUUUUAUUAGUGAUAAUGGAGCCCCAACAAUUGGUUCUUUUAAGAAUUGGGGUAGCAAUUUUCCAUUAAGAGGUCUAAAAGAUACCCUGUUCGAAGGUGGCGUGCGAUCAGUAGCCUUUAUUUGGAGUCCCCUUUUAGUUCAGACUUCUAGAGUUUCUACAGAUCUGAUGCACAUCACUGAUUGGUUUCCUACACUCUAUACUGCAGCUGGAGGUGAUAUAGAUGCAUUGGACCCUGAACUGGAUGGUAUAGAUGUUUGGUCUAGUUUAGUAUAUGAUUUGCCAUCUCCAAGAAAUGACAUACUUAUUAACAUUGACGAGAAAACAAGAAACGCAGGAUUGAGAUUCUACAAUUGGAAAUUAAUUGUAGGAACCAGUCAAAAUGGCACCUACAAUGACUACUAUGGUCAUAUAGUAAUGGAAAACAUCGAAGAUGUCCCAUAUAACACUUCAGCUAUCUAUGACAGUAUUGCUGGAAGAGUUAUUAGAAAAACCAAUUACAGCCCUUUAACAGAAGUAGAGUAUCAGAGUCUCAGAUACCAGGCAACUGUGAAAUGCACAGCAGUGAAAAAGAAUGAAUGCGAUCCUGCAACUGGGGCUGUUUGUUUGUACGACAUACCCAGCGAUCCAUGCGAAGAAAACGACUUAGCCAAAUUCUUCCCAAGCGUAGUAAGACGAAUGAAAAGAGCCUUAGUAGACUAUAGAAAAGGUCUAAUACCUCAAAUAGAAGGAGAAAUAGAUAUAGAAUCGGACGAUCCCAAGUUGUUCAAGUAUACAUGGUCACCAUGGUUGGAGUGCGCCGAUAGUUCGUGUCAGAUAGCUUAGAAUGUGCCUUACAUACAGGGUGAUUCAUUAUGAUUAAGAAAAAAAAUCAAUUCAACUUUUGUUGGUUAACAUUAGACGAAAAAUGGUAUAAUUUUCCAGAUACGGAGUGUGAGUUUUUUCCACGUUAUAAGCAAUUAGUGUGUUUUAUUUUUUUUUAAUAUUAAUGAAUCAUCCUUUACUAUUAUUUUAUGGUAUAUUGUGAUAUAAUAUUUAGUAAAUAAUAAGUAUUACAACAGUUAAAAAUAUUUUGUUUUCUUUAUGAAAAUGGGUAAUUUAAACUAUUUUUUUGGAUACGAUUUAUAUUCCUUUAAAUAGACUAUUAGUUAGUAAUUUUAUUAGUUCAAUGCUGUGAGUAAAAAUAUUAAAGAAUGAGCAUAACAAAACCUUAGAUCGAACGCGACGGUGAACUAAAAUGGCCGACAAUGUCAAUAAAUGUUGGUAGUUAUUAAAAUUGUCAUAAAAAUAUAUAAUUCUAGUAAAAAUAGAUUAAGUUAUAAUAAUUAUUUAUUACCCCAAACAUCCGCUACGCUACUGAAGCGGAUAAGUCAAAUUGACCUAUCUAAAUUCGUUGACAUCUAAUGUUGGACAAGUAGUAAAUAAAAGCAAAAUUGCAAGGAAAAAUAGAUAAUUAGUGAAUUCUAAGUCAAUUUCAUAAAUGAUCGAUUUACUACACGAGUUAUACAACGGAAAAUUGCUGACGUAGUGCCGGUGCCGGGACCGGCCAGUGCUUAGUGUGCAUAUGUUGCGAAUCUUCUUGUUUUCUAACAGACCAUUUUAGCUUCAGACAU